Messenger RNA from Chaetomium strumarium, 3072 nucleotides. RefSeq lists its product as uncharacterized. NCBI's taxonomy places the organism in Eukaryota, Fungi, Ascomycota, Sordariomycetes, Sordariales, Chaetomiaceae. The transcript has 2 exons. The record is from RefSeq and is a predicted model, not a curated record. The coding region runs from base 265 to 2952 and encodes 895 amino acids.
CCCGUUUAAGGCAGCUUCGCCGCCAGACAGGCAGAAACCCAAACUUGAACCAAGGACUUGCAGCCAUUUGGGCUGAACUCGAUCCAUCAUCAUAUCCGAUUCGAUAAAAAGUUCCAUUGCACCUUCCAGUUAGCCUUACUAGAGAAGCCCCUCCUUCCUUGUGCCGCACAGUGCAUCCCAAACCCAACAGCUGCAUCUUGCCUUCUCGAUCCCUGCAUACGUCAACUGCAUGACUCGACUCAAGCACGGCUGGCAUUUCUUCUAAUGGAACCACAGACCAGCGACUUCCCACAAAACGAAAUCUCAGCAGUCAGCGUCCGAGACGGUGAUACUCGCCUCGCUGCGGCCGAACAGCGGCUUGCCACCUCUUUACCCAUUCUUCGGUUUCCUCGACCACAGGGGAGUCGGCAUCUUGCCAACUGGGUCUCCAACAGCUCUCCCGACAUCAUGAAGUCAACCAUGUCCGACACCAGCAGUCUGACCGAUUCCUCAUACGAAAUCAUCCACAACACGGACACCGAGAGUCAGGAUGACCGCCUGACCGAAUCGGUCGGCUCGCUUUCAGUGCCGCAACAAGGUGACGUACACAGCUUAGACGGGUCCGAGACACCGUCCCACACAGAGUCGGACGACGAGUUGGAUCAUUCUCCUUAUGUGCCAUCCAUCACGUACGCUGACCAGGCACUUUCAAACCCCUCCGGCCAGCUUCCGGCAACCAGCCUGGAAUACGGAUCAUCCACUGAAGGAUCCGGUGUCGUUGUCAGUGCUAUCGAGUUUCCGGAAGAGGAGAGCGAUGAAGCCGCUUUCUCAGAGAAGAUAUCGGCCAAACAUGCCAUUCGGGAGUUUGAUGAUAUUGAGGCCAUGGCGAUCGCACAAGAUAUGGACCUCCUGCACGUCCCGAAUCGUCUGGUAGCAUCGAUCCGCCAGACGAUGUCUCACACAUACCUGUCGACACGUGAACCCCUCAGAGUCCUCUAUGUUGGCCGAGCCGAUGCCCAGCGAAGCAUCGUGCUCAAGAUCUGCAGUGCCAUGUGGGUGUCGCCGAAGAAUACUCUCAACGGCCAAGACCCCUUCGGCCGCUACCAUGAGGGGGUUUACAACAUAGUGCCCGUCUCGUCUUUCGGCCCGGCCCCAGAGCUUGACCUGAUAGAGGCAUCUGCUUGUCAGAUCAAGGUGGAGCACUGUAUUUCCGCCGAAGCCAUAUGUGGUCAAGAUAGCGCCCUGGGCGCCGUAUUUUCCGUUACGGUCGAACACGAGAGGUCUUACACCUCCUUCCUGCCGCCGAGCGGCUCAGUCGUGCAUCCGAAGUGGGAUCUACCCCAUGUCGCAGUCUUCUUCUGCGCCGAUUCCGAUGAUGCAGAGGCCGAACGAACGAGGCAUGCCGCGUGGUCCUUCAUGAACCGCCACGGUGUCCCAUGCGUUUUCAUUGCUGAACAGCAGAACUUCUGCAACCGAUGGGACCAGUACAUUGACGAGCAUGUACUCCAUCUUUGCCUGGAGAGCCGAGAUCUAGAGAGGCCACUCCCUCCACACCGGUUCCCAAUUGACUACGCAUCCUUCGCGAACAUCGAUUCUAGACAGAUGAACCGGCACCUGGCCUAUUUGACCGGACUGACCCAAGAUGAAGAGACGGCUUUCGAGCAAGAUACUUCAGCAACGCAGUCAAUGCUGGCGGGGCUUCAAACGCAGAAGGCCCUUGGUAAGGCGAAGCGAGUCUUUCACCAGCUCGCCGAGCGCAGCGAUGUAAACCGGUGGAUCUGGGCUCUGCUCAUCCCCGUUUUGGUUUCAAUGGUUACUCCAUUACUCUUCUCCAUUUUCUCUGGAUGGCCGCGGUCGGGAGGUCCUCCGCAGUUUCAGCCACUCUCUUCCGGUGUCACCCCUCCAACUUCUCGAGUGGAUUCCGCUACCAGAAGCUCACCGGUACCGACAUCUACAACAACAGUCGUGAUAAAUGUCACGUCCACCAAGACUGUCCAGGUCAGUCAGACGAAGCCAUCGACUAGUGCUCUGGCUUCUGCCUUGUCUUUCGCUGGACUCCUUUCCGACACCCCUUCGGCUACGCCCGCCGAAUCCGAGACCAAAAGGCCUGUUGACUCUACCAGAAGGACAGUUUGCUCAGUACGGGUCUACAGCUCGACGGAGCUUCUAGUGGCUAUCCCAAGCCGUAACAAAGCGGUUUGGCUUGCGGACGGUGCAAUCGACAUCGACGUGCGUCGCAGUGACGGGCCCAUUAAGACCAGGAUUUCGUCUGUAGACGAAGGCGUCCUUGUCGAGCUCCCUGCGAAAGAAGCGUAUGGUGUGCUGAAUAUCUCUGUUGUCACAACUCGGCGUCCCAGGAUCAAUGAGACAUUCCAAGUGGAUUUCGGCAAGAACGUUCUCGCAGAGGCUUUCGAUGCUGGCUUCCAUAUGUUGAAGGGAAUAGCCAGGAAGAUGGAGCUGAGAGCCGGCGGAGUACCACACCUUGUCGACGAGGCUCGCAAGUUCCGGGAGGAGGUUGUCUCCACCAUGGAGCACGCCUCGGAAGCUGUCCGGAGUCACACAGCCAGCACGGUGAAGCGGACAACGGAUAACAUUCGGGAACACGUGGCUCGCCAGCUUGAGUCAGCUGAAGCAGUCCGCGGGGAGGUCGGCCUCUCCAUUCUUCGAGCGCAGAUUGCAUCGCGGCUAUGGUGGCUCAAGCUUCAGGGGAAGACAGACGAGUACGCCGAGUAUGCGCGAAACGCUUCUCGCUUUCUCAACAUGAAGCACGAGGAGCAUCUCAAGAAUUGCGGCGACCCCAAGGGACAGGAGAAGAGCUCGCUGAAGGAAGCGAAAUCAUUCUUUGGCUUGCGAACCGGGAUGUACAGCCCCUGGAGGAAGAACUGUGCGCGGCGUGAUGACAAGGCCAAAGACGUGAACCCGCGUUACAGCGGCUGGGAACCUCGGUGGAGGAGGUUAAUGGGGGCAGUAUAAGCCUACAUUUUUUUGCACGAUUUUAUGUCUACACCGGCAUCUUUCCUUUGUGCCGGGCUCUGUCGGGAUAGGUACACGGGAGUGGAGGAGGGAAUAUCUGUUUAUGGGAAAUGGCUAUUG